This is a messenger RNA of Staurois parvus, 322 nucleotides long. The record is from the annotation of a GenBank genome assembly. Lineage: Eukaryota; Metazoa; Chordata; Amphibia; Anura; Ranidae.
UUUUUUGAGUUUGGGCAAGGACACAGGGGCCCCAUGAUCCCCUAUUGCCCGGGGGCCCCAUGAGCUGUCAGUCCGCCCCUGCAUACAGCCUGCCUACUCCACUUGAGCAACCAUUAUAUCCUCUAACCAGCUGGGGGGCUUCACCCUUACCUCCUCUAACUGGCAGGGGGUCCACCUUUACCUCGCGUAAUCAGCAGGGGGCUUCAUCCUUACAUCAUCUAACCAUAAAGGAGCUUUUUACCCUUAGAGCUGUUUCAAACAGGGGCUGACUGACCAUUUGGAAACUCGGGAACUGCCCGAGGGCCCGAGGUCAGUAGGGGGC